AUGGAGGCUGCCACCGCCGCUACCACCGCCGCUGCCGCAGCAUCAGGCGAGACGCUGGAGCAGGCGCAGGCCCGGCACCGGCGGGAGCUCAAGGACCUGCAGGGCCGCAUCACCAACAAGAAGAAGAACGCGACCAAGAAGACGCGCAAGGGCGUCAACGACGAGUGCGCCGAGAUGGAGCGCCAGACGCGCGAGCGGCACGCCGCGGAGCUCGCUGCCCUUACCGCCGGCGUGACGGACGGCGCUGCAGAGGAUGAUGACGACGACAAGGAUGACGCCGCGCAAGGGGGCCUCGAGGCCGCGGCGGGGAAGCUCAGCAUAGGCGGCCCUACCACCGACGACGCGAACGACGACACAGCGACGAUCAAGCCUCCACAGCCGCAGCAGCAGCAACAGCAGCAACAGCAGCAGCAAGAAGGCGGCAAGAAGCGCAACCGCCAAAAAGAACGCCUCGCCCGCCGCGCCGCCGAGCAGGAAGCCGCCUCCGCCGCCGCCGCCGCCGAAGCCUCCACCAUGACGGACCGCCGCGCCCUCGAGGGCACCUACAUGAAGAAGGCCUUUGCGGCCAACGACCUCGUCGAAAAGGACAUUGAGCCCGACGGGCACUGCCUCUUCUCCGCCGUCGCGGACCAGCUGUCGCACAACGCCAUCCCCGUCCUCGCCGCGUCCACCGCAUCCACCACCGCCACCCCGGAGCCCGCGUACAAGACGGUGCGCAGGGCCGCCGCCGCGUUCAUGGCCGAAAACGCAGACGACUUCGCGCCGUUCCUCGAGGAGGACCUGGAUGCGUAUGUGGCGAGGGUGCGCGACACGGCGGAGUGGGGCGGGCAGCUGGAGCUCACGGCGCUGGCGAGGCGGUAUGGCGCUGAGAUUCGCGUCAUUCAGGAUGGGCGGACGGAGCGCAUCGGCGAGGAGGAGGGAAAGGCCACGGGAAAGACGCUCUGGUUGGCGUACUACCGCCACGGCUACGGCCUUGGCGAACACUACAACUCGCUGCGCAAGAAGACGACACCGUAA
Messenger RNA from Purpureocillium lilacinum, 1017 nucleotides. RefSeq lists its product as uncharacterized. Gene Ontology annotation, biological process: protein deubiquitination. The record is from RefSeq and is a predicted model, not a curated record. NCBI's taxonomy places the organism in Eukaryota, Fungi, Ascomycota, Sordariomycetes, Hypocreales, Ophiocordycipitaceae. Gene Ontology annotation, molecular function: cysteine-type deubiquitinase activity.